AUGGAAACAGGUGUCAAGUCGGAGCAGCUACCAGAGCAGACUCCUCCGGCUUUGGAGACGGAUCCUGCAGAGGCUUUGGAAUCUGGUGCCACCGCUUCGGUUUCGGCUUCGGCCUCGGGCUCAGCCAGGACCAAGAAGAAGAGCAAAGAAAAAGACAAUGACGCAGCGGCAUCUGCAAAGAGACGCUGCGUCAGUACUGCAUGCAUAGCAUGUCGCAAGCGCAAGUCGAAAUGCGAUGGGAAUCUGCCCAAGUGUGCUGCAUGCGCCUCAGUUUACAUGACCGAAUGCGUAUACGCGCCUCAUACUGAUAAUCGACGCAAAGGCGUGUACAAGAAAGAUGUCGCCGGUUCCAAGGCGAAGAACUCUACCUUGCAAGUACUCAUUCAGGCCAUCUUGGAUGCGGACGAGGACGACGUGAUGGACUUGGUGCAUCAAAUACGAACAUGCGACAAUCUCGAAGAAUUGGCCGCUAGCAUAACAGCCCAAGAGAAAGGUUUGCAGGAAGAACCGCCCGACUCACCAGGGUACAUCGACGACGCUGCCAUGGUCCCCAAAUUCGAGGCCGAGCUCUCGGGGAAAAUGGGCGACUUGAUGCUGGACGGGUCGGUGAAAUUCAUCGGCGGGACGUCCAACCUCAUAUGGCUCCCGGAGGACGAACAGUCAAGGGAUAGUAGAAGUCCACCUGGACCGCAACAACACGUGGUUGAACCUCGAGCAGAAGCAAUCUUGUCUUGGACAACGGUGACCCAGGACCCAGAGUUGAUACUCCACUUCAUGAACAUGUACUUUUGCUGGCACUAUGCCUUCUUCACCACUCUGGCGAAGGAACUCUUCUACCGUGACUUUUUGACCGGCAAAUCCUCGCAGUACUGUUCCCCGCUCCUGGUCAAUGUCAUGCUUGCGCUGGGAUGCCACUUUUCCACUCGGCCCUCAGCGAGAGCAGAUCCAGACGAUUCAUCCACCACGGGCGACCACUUCUUUGCCGAGGCCAAGAGACUCUUGUACGAAAAUGACGAGUUUGCUAACGCCAAGAUCUGCACUGUGCAAGCGCUGGCUUUGAUGUCUGUGAGGGAAGCCGGCUGUGGUCGCGAAAGUAAGGGGUGGGUAUACAGCGGCAUGAGUUUCCGCAUGGCUUGUGACCUGGGAUUGAAUGUUGAUGCCGCUCCCAUCAAUGAAUCAUCUCGACUGGCAGCCGAAGAUAUCGAUGCUCGGCGCAUCACGUUUUGGGGUUGCUUUCUAUUUGACAAGUGUUGGUCGAAUUACCUAGGACGACAGCCGCAGCUGCAAAUGCCCAACAUCACGGUCAAGAAACCAGAGGUUUUUCCAUCCGAGGACAGCGAGAUCUGGUCGGCAUACACAGACUCGGGGAUUGUUCAGCUCCAUGCGCAACCCGCGCGUACCAGAGCUGUGGCAUUGCAGUUGUCGAAACUGGCCGAGAUUUCGAGCGACCUUCUGACCUCAUUCUAUAACCCUCAACACCGCGACAAGCCCUUGAGCAAACAAGCCGAGCUUAAAAGGCUGACUGAUCUGCACACGAGGCUCGAAGCAUGGAAACAAGCAUUGCCCUCCGAGUUUGAGCCUCGGGAAGGGCAGCUGCCCCAAGUCCUGCUCAUGCACAUGUUUUUCCAACUACUGUAUAUUCAUCUAUACCGGCCGUUCUUGAGGUACACACGAUCGACCUCGCCUCUGCCGGCACAUGUGUCCCCGCGCAAGUACUGUGCACAAGGCGCCGCUGCCAUAUCGAAACUGUUGCGGCUGUACAAACGCAGCCAUGGGCUACGCCAAAUUUGCAACAUUGCCAUCUACAUUGCCCACUCAGCAUGCACGAUCCAUCUACUGAAUUUGCCGGACAAGAAUGCGCGACGAGACAUUAUCCACGGCGUUAAACAUCUGGAGGAGAUGGGAGAGUGUUGGACGGCGGCACGCCGCACCCUCCGAGUGCUGCAGCUCUGUGCUGAGCGAUGGAAAAUUGAAAUGCCCGCAGAGACAGAAGUGGUGUACACGCGGAUCAAAAGCAAAUGGGCCAAUGUCACCGAGAAUACGCCCUCACCCAUCUCACCUCCGACACUUGUAAGCAUGGCGAAGCAGAUGGCAUCGCCGCCUCUGCCGGACCUGAUGGCCCAGAAUAUACAGCAGCACGAGCAACAACGUCAGCGUUACUCAAUACAACCUUCAACUGGUAGCCUCCCAGUCAUGGUCGCUGGGUUUUCCUCUGCCGCAACACUACCUCCGCUUGCGGAAACGAUCGCUACACGUCAAUCAUCUAGCAGCAUGUCGUUACCUCCACAAGCGGCUGCGGACCUGCGUCUCGACGGCAACCGUCAGAUCCCGCCGUCGUCGGUCUUGACGUAUCUGACCCAAGCCCAGCAGGAUGCGUGGAACGCACACCAGGCGCGACUGGCGAAUACCUCCCGAGGCCUUGUAGCCCAGGCUGUGGGAGGAGGAGGAGGAGCAGCUGGAUCCAGCAACCCGUCGAACGCGACGACAGCCAAGCUUUUCGGCGGCAAUAGCAACGGCGGGAUUGACAGCCUACUUGAGGAGACGCAAGAAUGGUUCUUCCGCGAUCAGAACCAGCUAGCUGUCGGGUUCGACAAUUGGGGAGGAGACGGCGGCGGUGUCGCCGAUACCCAGCAGGACUGGGGUAGUCUCGACCUGUCUUUCUUCGAUGAGGACAACCAUCAGGCUCGUGACGGCAGUGGCAGCCAUCCCGACACGACAACCGGCAACUCUCCGGCUUAUCCCGGUGGCGGCGUUGCGCCGCUACAGCAACCGCGGUACUCUGCAUACGAUACCCCUGGAGUGGUAGAAGGUAUCGGCAUCGGCGUGGAUAGUUACGCCGGGCACUACCCCGAGAGUACUAGCACUCAUUAUGGAAUAACCCCCGGUGUCGUUGCCAACGGUAUGCAAGAUGGGAUCGGCAUAAAUGUGCCCUUGGACAUGGCAAUGUCAAUGGGCAACAAUGUCUCUAAACAAAGCUUUGGUAUUCUCGGGCCUGAUGCCACUGGGCAAAAUCAGAACCGCCAGAAACGGCCCCCGACCAACAUGAUGACAUUUGAUGACGAAAUGUACUACUGA
Exophiala dermatitidis NIH/UT8656 is the source of this 3075-nucleotide messenger RNA. RefSeq lists its product as uncharacterized. NCBI's taxonomy places the organism in Eukaryota, Fungi, Ascomycota, Eurotiomycetes, Chaetothyriales, Herpotrichiellaceae. The transcript is spliced from 3 exons. The record is from RefSeq and is a predicted model, not a curated record. Gene Ontology annotation, molecular function: DNA binding; zinc ion binding; DNA-binding transcription factor activity, RNA polymerase II-specific. The coding region runs from base 1 to 3075 and encodes 1024 amino acids. Gene Ontology annotation, biological process: regulation of DNA-templated transcription; DNA-templated transcription.